Fusarium verticillioides 7600 is the source of this 1868-nucleotide messenger RNA. RefSeq lists its product as hypothetical. Bases 53 to 1060 code for a protein of 335 amino acids. The transcript is spliced from 4 exons. Lineage: Eukaryota; Fungi; Ascomycota; Sordariomycetes; Hypocreales; Nectriaceae. The record is from RefSeq and is a predicted model, not a curated record. Gene Ontology annotation, molecular function: methyltransferase activity.
CGACAUACAAUUUUAUCCCUCACAUAUCGUUAUUACUGUCGACAUAUCCAUAAUGGCUGAUCCUAUCUCGACUGCCGAUCCCGUGGCGCUAGAAGUUGACGAGGCCGACAUUGAUACUACUAGCGACACUGACUCUCUUGGUUCAAUUGAAGGGAGCUCCACUUCGUCAAUUACCUCAAGCAUUCUAAAGUAUCGCCAAGAGAACGGGCGCACCUAUCACGCGUACAAGGACGGCCAGUAUGUGAUCCCCAAUGACGAGCAGGAGCAGGAUAGGCUCGAUUUGCAGCAUCAUCUUUUUCUUCUCACUUUUGAUGGCAAGCUCUAUCUAUCGCCCGCCGGCCGCGAAGGUCGUCAACUACACAAUGUUCUCGAUGUUGGGACAGGCACUGGACUCUGGGCCAUGGACUUCGCCGAUGAGCAUCCUAGCGCUUCAGUCAUCGGAAUUGACCUCAGCCCCAUCCAAAGUCCUUUCGUCCCUCCGAACUUGAGCUUCCAGGUCGACGAUAUUGAAGAGCCGUGGACAUUUCAUGUCAAGUUCGACUUCAUCUACAGUCGCAUGAUGACUGCAUCUAUCGCUGACUGGCCCGGCUUCUUCGCCAAGGCCUAUGACAAUCUCAAUCCCGGCGGCUGGAUCGAGUUGGCAGAUAUUUACCCUAUUACUAGCGACGAUGGAACUCUCGCAAAAGACUCGGCAACUCAUGAAUGGGUCACCAAAUUGUUGGACGGUACAAAGAUGAUUGGAAGACCAUUCGACGGGGCAGAUAAAUACAAGGAACAGCUCGAAGCCCAGGGCUUUCAGAACGUCCAGCAGGUCGUGUUCAAAUGGCCUCAGAAUACUUGGCCGAGAGACAAGAGACACAAGGAGCUUGGUGCUUGGAAUCUCGAAAACAUCAGCUCUGGCCUUGAAGGUCUCAGCUCUGCUGUCUACACCCGUGUGCUCGGCUGGAGCAAAGAGGGGCUGGAUGUGUUACUCGCCAAGGUUCGCCGCGAACUGAAAGACAAAACUAUUCAUUCCUACUGGCCUAUAUAUGUUGUAUAUGGGCAGAAGCCGGAGAAAUAAAGUGAGGCCCUCUUCUAGAUCCAUGAUUUGUUUAUCUCUUAAGCAGGCAAAGUUGCAUAAAUGAUGAUACUGUUUAACUCUUUCCGAUUGAAAGGCAAUUUGACUUCCAUCAUGUAGAUCAUCCUAAAAUACAAUUUUGUGUCCUCGAGCUCUCAGCUUCUUGUCACACCCGUCCAACCUCCUCGGAUACCAUAAGAUGUAGAAUGCUACUUCGGAACGAAUUUCUCUAGUGUCCUCGUGAUAAGAUUCAGUCCAUCCAUACCAGACAUCACUGUUGCGAUCGAGAAACGCCAGCAUAGACUGAAUCGUGUCAGCACAUUGAGGGAAAGGUCCACCUCCAAAUUCUGUAACCAUUCCCUGAAAGCCAUUACGGCGCAAGAUGCGAGUCACUGCCUCAAAUCUCUUGGCAAAGCCACUCCAAGGCUCGCAGAGACCAUAUGCGCCGGCGAUAUCGUCAAAGUACUGGUGGAAGUCGUAUAGAGUGUUGUUGGCAGGGUCUUGAAUGAGACCAGGACCGAUACCUGGUUGAGAGAAAGCUUCCCAGUCAACAAGGCGAGCGAAUUGUGUUCCUGAGACAAGAAUUUUCUGCUUGUCGGUGACGUUUCGGAUAGCAAGAAUUGCAGCCUGGUUUGUCGCGCCCCAUUUGGUGAUGUCAAGAUCAUGAGCUAGACAUCUCUGUCAGUUUGACUGCGAGUAAUAAAGUAUGAGCUGAGAAGUGCUCGUAGUUCAACGUACGCUCGUUCAUGAGUUGGAAUAUGACUUUGGGGUUUGAUUUGUAUCUCUCGGCGAGUCUUGUCCAGAGAUCGGA